Molecule: messenger RNA, 1503 nt
Organism: Medicago truncatula (barrel medic)
Lineage: Eukaryota; Viridiplantae; Streptophyta; Magnoliopsida; Fabales; Fabaceae
Product: fasciclin-like arabinogalactan protein 21
Exons: 1
Coding region: 226-1290 (354 amino acids)
Source: RefSeq, a predicted model, not a curated record
ACUAAUCUCGGGGUUCAAUUAUCUUAAAUUUCCCCAUUCUUAAAAGGCCAAAAUUUUAUCUAGCCCAAAACAGCUUCCACCAAACAAAGCACCCACAACAAAAAAAGAAAUAAAACUAUUCUUUCCACUGCUUUCUCCUUUUCCUUCCAAAAAGAACCAUUCUUUCAUCAUCUUUUUCUUGUUCUGCAAGACACAAUCAAUCUCUACAUUCAUCAAAACUCAAACAUGGCUUCAUCAUAUUCAUGUUGGUGUUGGUUUCCAAUCUACUUCAUAGCAUCUGUAGCACUUGGUGUCAUAGCUAUCACCUCAGCAAUACACUCAAAUUCCAAAUCCUCGCCUGAAGUAAUCCCAUCACAAACUCACACACUCUCAACAAACGCAACAGAAGCACUCAAAAAACAAGGUUUUGUUCUUAUGGCUGAUCUUCUUCAUCGUUCACCACCAUUCUUUCUUCCACCUAAAAACUCAACUUUCUUUGCCAUCAAAGAUUCUGCUAUCAAAAACACCUCACUCCCUCUUUGGUUCCUCAAAAGUCUUCUAAUGUAUCACACUUUCACUACCAAACUCACCAUGCAACAACUCUUAAACAAGUCACAAGGAACUUGCGAAACAACCCUUUUUCGCCAAAAGAAUGCAUCACUCACUAAGGUUGAUACUUUGCAAAAAACAGUUGAGAUCAACCAUGUUUUGAUAUCAAACCCUGAUAUGUUUCUUGGUGAAGAAUUCAACAUUCAUGGUGUUCUUGGACCUUUUUCUUCUUUGCAACGUGAAGUUUUACAAGGUGGUUCUGAUUUCAUUCGUUCACCAACUUGUCCUUCAUUCAAAACCAAUUCAACAUAUGAAGUUGGUGAUUUCAAGAACUUUGUUGAAUGGAACAAGGUUGUUCAGUUACUUGGUUCAAAAGGGUAUUCUUCAUUUUCAACUGCAUUGCAUUCUGUUCUCGAAGGGAUUCUGAAAGAUUCAUCAAGUUUUGGUUAUGGUUCUGCUACAAUCUUUGCUCCUCCUGAUGUAAAUUUACUUCAUUACCCUUCUACUUUGCUUGAUAGAGCUGUGAGGAUUCAUAUUCUGCCUCAGAAAUUCACUUAUAAAGAACUCAGUUCUCUUCCUGUUAGGACUCUUUUGAAGACUUUGACGCCUCAUGAUCAUCUUGAAAUUGAUGGAGUUCUUGGUUUUAUGGAGGGUGUUCUUAUUAAUGGGAUUCAGAUUGUGAAGCCUGAUAUGUUUGUUUCAGAGAAAUUUGUUGUUCAUGGAAUUUCAAGAGCUUUUAAGAUGGCUGAGAUUACUGCUUGAGAUUACUGCUUGAAGAUGUUGAAAUUAGUUAAGGGUCAAUUUGUCACAAUAUGUGUAUAGGUUUUACAUUUUGAUGCAAUCAUGUAAAUUUGCAUCACUUUUACUUACUUUUAAAUUUGUAUCAUUUUUACUUGCAUUCUUAUAGAUGCAAUCCUAGAACAAGUAAAACCAAUUUAAUAUGUACGCCUAGUUUUUCACUUUGAUAGUUUAUGA